GUUUUUUUUUCCACAUCUGCCAGUCAUCUUUUUGUUGUCGCUUCGCAAAUUCGCAUUUAAAACAAAAAAUAUAGCGUAAUGUCCGUACGCGUGAUCAACGACGAGUCCCACUUCCAAGCGGAACUGGCGCAGGCUGGCGUGCGCCUUGUGGUCGUGGACUUCACAGCUACAUGGUGCGGUCCUUGCCAGCGGAUCGCUCCCAUUUUCGAAAUGUUCCCUAACAAGUAUCCCAAGGCGAUCUUCCUGAAGGUGGACGUGGACAAGUGCCAGGACACGGCCGCCGGUCAGGGCGUGUCAGCAAUGCCCACGUUCAUCUUCUACAGGAACAGGACCAAGAUCGACCGUAUCCAGGGAGCGGACAUCAACGGCUUGGAAGCGAAGAUCCAGGAGCACAUUGGCACUGGGACUGGCGAAGAAGCGGGCGAAGACUACGGACAGGGACUGAUGGAGCUGAACACAUUUAUCUCGAAGCAGGAGUGCGAGUGCCUCAACGAAUCCGACGAUCACAGCCUGAAGCACGCCCUUGCCUCUGCCGGCGGCUAUCUGCAGUCCGACUGCGACGAGCAACUGAUCAUGUCCAUCACCUUCAACCAGGCUGUGAAGAUCCACUCGCUGAAGUUCAAGGCGCCAUCGCAACUGGGCCCCAAGGAUGUCAAACUAUUCAUUAACCAGCCACGCACCAUAGACUUUGACAUGGCCGAGUCCAUGACCAGUGUGCAGGAUCUCAGCCUGGCUGAGAAGGAAUUGGAGAACGGAGUGCCCGUGAAUCUGCGCUAUGUGAAGUUCCAGAACGUGCAGAACAUCCAGAUCUUUGUAAAGAACAAUCAGUCCGGCGGCGAUGUGACGCAGAUUGACUACAUCGGCUUCAUCGGCUCCCCUAUUAUGACCACCAAGAUGAACGACUUCAAGCGGGUUGCCGGCAAGAAGGGUGAGAGCCACUAGGACAGAGAAUACCCAAGGCCGUUUCCCAUGAAAAUUUCAGCGUUGUCCCAGCAAUCUUCUCUUCAACUUUCGACUUAAAACUAAGCAAUGUACAACAAAAAUACAUAAAGAAUUAUAC
Drosophila kikkawai is the source of this 1060-nucleotide messenger RNA. It is a transcript of the gene Txl, whose product is annotated as Thioredoxin-like. NCBI's taxonomy places the organism in Eukaryota, Metazoa, Arthropoda, Insecta, Diptera, Drosophilidae. The record is from RefSeq and is a predicted model, not a curated record. Gene Ontology annotation, molecular function: protein-disulfide reductase activity. Gene Ontology annotation, cellular component: cytosol.